This is a messenger RNA of Vollenhovia emeryi, 1111 nucleotides long. Its product is annotated as ubiquitin-conjugating enzyme E2 S. The coding region runs from base 137 to 775 and encodes 212 amino acids. The record is from RefSeq and is a predicted model, not a curated record. NCBI's taxonomy places the organism in Eukaryota, Metazoa, Arthropoda, Insecta, Hymenoptera, Formicidae. The transcript is spliced from 5 exons.
AAAAUGUUGGUUAUUGCGGGCGAUGCUGUGCUGAUGUUGUGACGUUAAGCGUUUUCGCCGUGCGCCGGGAAGUUGGAAAAAGCACGUAGCUGCGCGCGAGACCUGGCCGAGAUCACGCUCCGAGUUUCCGCCGAUUAUGGCCGCCGCCGCCGCGAGCUCCAAUGUCGAAAAUCUGUCGCCGCAAAUCAUCCGCCGGGUGGCCAAGGAGAUGGCAGAGCUGGUCGCGCAAACACCUGAAGGUAUUCGUGUCAUUUUGAACGAGGCCGACAUCACCGACAUACAAGCCGUCAUCGAAGGCCCAGCGGGGACUCCGUAUGCCGGUGGUUUCUUUAGAGUGAAAUUGGUUCUUGGAAAAGACUUUCCACAAGGACCGCCCAAAGCUUACUUUCUCACAAAGAUUUUCCACCCUAACGUAGCAAAAAAUGGCGAAAUAUGCGUCAAUACUUUAAAAAAGGAUUGGAAACCAGAUCUUGGGAUACAACAUAUAUUAUUGACUAUCAAGUGUCUACUGAUAGUGCCAAAUCCAGAAUCUGCUUUGAACGAAGAAGCUGGCAAAUUGCUUUUAGAAAGUCACGACGAAUAUUCCGAACGAGCGAAAAUGAUGACGGAGAUACACGCACAGGGAGGUGGGAAAGGUAGCAAGGCAGGCCUGGAAAGUUGCGCACCUUCGGAAAUCGGUGGACCUCUUCCAAAGAAGCACGCGAGUGACAGGAAGCUAACAGCAGAGAAGAAAAAAAUGUUAAAAGAUAAGAAGAGGACGCUGAAGAGAUUAUAAGAAAAAUCAAUACAUUAUUUAUCUGUCUUUUGUAAUUUAAAAUAUUAGUAUGAUAAUGUUGCCUCAUAUUGUAUACAAUGAUUAUUGCAUAGUAAAAUUUUAUUAUCUAAACUUGACUGAUCUUAUUAUUAAGUAUAUAGAGAAUUGAAUAGUUGUGCAGAAAUAGAAGAAUGAUGAGAGUAAAAUGUUUAUCCAUCUUGCGUGGAAGAUUAGUACAAUUCUAGUAGAUAGAGAUGUAAGCUGAAUUAGAAAUUUGCUCUACACUAUUAGGAGAUAUUUUUACAUAUGUACAGAACAAUACCAUGUGAUGAGUAAAAUAAAGAAAAUGGUCUUGUA